Messenger RNA from Cucurbita moschata (crookneck pumpkin), 964 nucleotides. RefSeq lists its product as uncharacterized. The coding region runs from base 17 to 595 and encodes 192 amino acids. The record is from RefSeq and is a predicted model, not a curated record. NCBI's taxonomy places the organism in Eukaryota, Viridiplantae, Streptophyta, Magnoliopsida, Cucurbitales, Cucurbitaceae. The transcript has 2 exons.
CCAAACUCUAUAACUUAUGGUCGUAUCUACAACACAAAGAUCAAUCAGCUCAGCCAUGGCAAGUAGGCUUGAGGAAGAAGCACCCAACCAAAUUGGAAAUGGUGGAGAAGAUCAGAACAAGGAGGAGACUUGGCAGAAGAGAGAUAGAGAGUAUCUGUUGAUAGUAGUAACAUUCAUGGCAACCGUUGCUUUCCAAGCCGGGGUGAGCCCUCCUGGUGGUGUCUGGCAACAAGACGAUAAGAACUCGAGUAUUGUAGCUGGGACAUCGAUAAUGGCCACAAAAUUCCCAGCUGAGUUCACCACAUUCGUCGUUGGCGUAACAGUGUGCAUGAUAGUUUCAAUGUUGCAAUUUAUAGUGCUGUUUGUUGAGUUGCCAAGCGACACACCCUCACUUUCGAGGAAAUAUCUGUACUACACUUUGUUCUUCGCAUUAGGCAGCAUGCUCUCGUCUUAUGUAUCAUCGGUAAAAGCUUAUACGCCGGAGUCGAUGAGAACCCAGACCAUCACUGUUCUUGCUCUUACUAUUGGAAUUGGUGUUGUUUUAGUGGGGAUUUCAUUGUUCAAACAGAAGAUACAGCAGAAAUGUAUGCGUUAACUGUUCAGUGGACAAUAUCAUGAGAGCUUAAGCUCAAAGUGGACAAUAUCAUACCAUUGUGGAUAGUUGUGUUCAUCCAACACAAAGCAGGUCUCGAAGAACAAGCACCCCAACACAUGGCCCAAAGCCUAUGUGUUUGUCAAACCAGGUUCUUGAAAAAAUUCUUAGGGCGAGCUACAACCUAUCUAACUUCACCUUCUUACCUUGGUUCUUGCACAAAUUCUUCAAGAAUGGAUUAAAGCUCUUGUAUUAUCAUAUGUAUGAGAAUUUGGCACCUACGCAUAUGUAUUCAAACACAUUGAAGGCACUUUAAGAAAUCAUACGUUUGAAUCUAAAUGGGCUUCAAAUUGUAAAACCCAAUACAAAUCA